AUGGUAGCCAAUCUUUCGGGAUACAAAGUGCCUGGUGUACCGCACUACGAGCCGGCUGCUUUGAGAGUGUGGAUUAUUCUGUCCACAUCAUGGGUGACAACUCUGGCCGUGAUAUGCGUCUUUCUUCGCCUGCUUAGUCGACGGAUCAGAAAGCAACAACUCUGGUGGGACGACUAUUUAAUCAUGUUCUCCAUGGUGUGGAAUUGGGUAGUUCUCGGGAUAGGGUUUGCCAUGUAUAUCGAGGGCAUCGGCUACCAUGUGGACAGCCUCUCCCCGCAUGCGGUUCACAACAUUUCCAAAUGGCUUCUCAUCACUGAAAUCAUCUACAUCUGGAAUCUCUGUUGGACCAAGCUCAGCCUGCUGAUGAUGUAUUACCGAAUUUUUCGCCUUCCUGGCUUCAAAAAACAAGUCAUCGGUGUCGGUACUUUUGUCGUCUGCUGGGCCAUAACCAUCUCUUUCCUCUUUACCUUUGUCUGCAAGCCGAUUGAGAAGCUUUGGAUUCCCGAGUUGGAAGGCAAAUGUGUGAACGAGGUCGGCGUCUGGUUCGCCAAUGCCGGCAGCACCAUCUUCAGCGACAUUGUGAUCCUACUCCUACCCAUUCCUCAAAUCUGGAGACUUCAUUUGAAAAAGAGCGAAAAGAUUGGCCUGACGGUGGUGUUUGGCCUUGGAUUCUUCGCCGUUUUUACAUCUUCAUAUCGAACAUGGGUACUUUUCAACUACGACAAAAACGAUAUUCCUUAUACGCUAGCCCCGCUAUGUGUUUGGUCUGACGUGGAAAUGUGCGCCGGCAUCAUCUCAGCCUGUCUACCCACACUGCGGCCUGUUUUCAAUGCCGCGGCUCAGAAGAUGGGCAUCAACAUUCGCUUUGCACGCUCGACACCCUCUCCGCCUCCCGACACUACAAUCGCAACGAUUUCGAACAUCAGCAGCAGGAAGCCGCAUCUUUCUGUCAUGACGACGCAGCAUGAUCAUUCGGACAACAACCCCGACCGCAGUCCAUUUUACAGACUGCACGACGAGUCUGACGGGGAGGGCAAGCUUGGAGAGACGACGGAUGCGAGUUCCAUCGGCAAGUCAACACGGGCCGAGUCCAAGGCCAGCUGCUACGAGCUGCGUGCCAUUGAGACAGCAGGCUUCAGCGAAGCGUCGCUCGAAGAGGAACUUGACAGGCGGCGGAUGAGAAAGUCGAACGUAUAA
Messenger RNA from Akanthomyces muscarius, 1197 nucleotides. RefSeq lists its product as uncharacterized. The transcript has 3 exons. The record is from RefSeq and is a predicted model, not a curated record. The coding region runs from base 1 to 1197 and encodes 398 amino acids. Lineage: Eukaryota; Fungi; Ascomycota; Sordariomycetes; Hypocreales; Cordycipitaceae.